Messenger RNA from Darwinula stevensoni, 1035 nucleotides. The record is from the annotation of a GenBank genome assembly. NCBI's taxonomy places the organism in Eukaryota, Metazoa, Arthropoda, Ostracoda, Podocopida, Darwinulidae.
AUGGCCUCAAGUAUAGUGGCAUUGAAGGCAGAGCUAGAAAGGAAAAAAGCAGAAGCCAAGUCUCAAAGUCCUGCAGAAUGGCAGACAUGCCUGGCUGCAAAGAAAUUGCAGAGAAAGGAAGCAAUCUAUGCAACGGCUUCGAAGCCGUCACCCGGUGAGACCGGUAGUGCUGAGAAAAAAUUUGAUGAAGAAGAUCAGAAGGAGCUAGCAGCAUCCAGGCUUCAAUUGGAGAAGAAAGCAAAACUGUACGAAAAGUUGACGAAUGCAUCAGACGUGAAUGACCUGAAGGAUGUGUACCUGGUGGACUUUGAGAGAAAGAGCUUAAGUGAACUAAAGAAAAGACCUCUGAGGCCUCCUCCUCCUGAGUUUCCUGUUGAAGAAGUGGAAGAAAAACAGGAAGAAGGAGAACCUAUGGGCCCUGUCCAUUACCAAAAUGUUCUUCACCGUGAGAUCAGGAGCCACGGAGUGGGGUACUACGGGUUUUCCACGGACGAGGAGGCUCGUGCUGCCGAACAGGAGGCCCUGAAGACGUUGCGAAGAGACACUCAGGUCGAGCAGAAGAAGAAGAUUGAGCGGAGAGCAGAGAAGAGGAAGAUGAUGAAAGAAAGGAUCAAGAAGGUAUGGGAGAAAAAGAGACUUCGUGCCGGACUCCCCCUCAAGGAAUCGGCAUCCGAAGGAGACGAGAAAGAUGCCGAAGAGGAAGAGAUAGAAGAGAAGGAGGAAAAGGAAGAGCCAGAGUUAGAUGUUGAAGAAGCAAAAGACCCAAGCCCACUGAUAAAGGAAAAACCUCCCGUCCGGCCAUGGGAUGCCGACAAGAACCCGUUCAUCCAGUUCAGGAAAUCGACAGAGAAAGAUUGGUCAGAGGAUAGGCGCGAGAAAAAGCCCCCAAAUGUCCGGAAGCCACGCGAGAAUCCAUGGUUUGAUGGGAGAAGUGAGGAAAGGUCUGCAGCAUUGAGGAACGCACGUGAAAACACGUGGUUGGAGGAAAGACGUGGGGAGAGGCCUACUGAAUUUGCUCCACCCACCAAGUAUUGA